AUGCGUAAUAUUUUACUAUCAACUAUUUGGUUCCAUGUUCUGGAAGUGAUACCACGAUGUAAUGGAUGUUUAGCAACCAGUACGGUGACAACACCAAAAGCACCACUAAAAGUAACCACUUAUAACCCUCGAACACCAACAACAACUGUUGCACCAAAUGUUCAGUGUUUCCCGAUAGCCAGGCAGAAACGUGAUUUUCCCUCUUCAGCUUCCUCAGCUUCAGACAGUUUGUCAACAACAUGUUUGCCAACAGAUUAUCUGGAAACUGCGGUAGCUGAAAUGAAAGCGGGUUUGAUAAAAAGUGAUUCAUCCAAUUCCGAACGAAAGGUAGAGGAAAACGCACUUUUCCCUUUAGCCAUCUCGAAACAUCCAGCAAUCGCCAUCGAACAUCGUACAAUUAACGAUCAUAGUAACAACGGAGAGCUUUCAUCUUCUAAUCAUCCAGCCAAAAAAUUAUGUCAAGAUUUUGAAUGGGAUGGACCGAUUUAUCUCUAUAAUCAAUCAUUGGGAGUCAAAAUACCGUAUUGCUAUAAGUAUGUUGCAAGCAUUGACGAGGAAACGGAUGAGUUGACCAGGUUGACACAGAAAAGCGCACGUGAGAAAUGUCGUUCAUAUAGUGGUCAAAGUGAUGGACCAUCUGAUUUAGUAUCCAUUCAUUCUUCCGAUGAAAAUUAUGAUUUGCAAAGUACGCUAUCAUUUUUUGGCUGGGAAUCGGUAUGGAUCGGCCUUGCUUAUGACAAUGUACGUAGUACAUGGCGUUGGAUAGAUGGUACAACUCUGUCAUUUUCAAAGCUGUCACUUCGUGAUCCAUCCCAGCACUGCGCAAUACUACUGACCAAUGGUUCCUGGGUUUCAGAAGACUGUAAAAGCAGCGCUGUAUCACACUUUGUUUGUAAAAAACGAGCAAUUACAUAA
Messenger RNA from Loa loa (African eye worm), 915 nucleotides. Its product is annotated as lectin C-type domain-containing protein. NCBI's taxonomy places the organism in Eukaryota, Metazoa, Nematoda, Chromadorea, Rhabditida, Onchocercidae. The coding region runs from base 1 to 915 and encodes 304 amino acids. The transcript is spliced from 5 exons. The record is from RefSeq and is a predicted model, not a curated record.